Molecule: messenger RNA, 1832 nt
Organism: Callithrix jacchus (white-tufted-ear marmoset)
Lineage: Eukaryota; Metazoa; Chordata; Mammalia; Primates; Cebidae
Gene: BIRC5
Product: baculoviral IAP repeat containing 5
Source: RefSeq, a predicted model, not a curated record
CUACUCCCAGACGGCCUCGCGGGGGACCGCCUAAGUAGGCGUGUGCUCCCGAUAUGCCCCGCGGCGCGCCAUUAACCGCCAGAUUUGAGUCGCCGGACGGUUUGGCAGAGGUGGCGGCGGCGGUAUGGGUGCCCCGAUGUUGCCCCCUGCCUGGCAGCCCUUUCUCAAGGACCACCGCAUCUCUACAUUCAAGAACUGGCCCUUCUUGGAGGGCUGCGCCUGCACCCCGGAGCGGAUGGCCGAGGCGGGCUUCAUCCACUGCCCGACUGAGAACGAGCCGGACUUGGCCCAGUGUUUCUUCUGCUUCAAGGAGCUGGAAGGCUGGGAGCCAGAUGACGACCCCAUAGAGGAACAUAAAAAGCAUUCAUCUGGUUGCGCUUUCCUUUCUGUCAAGAAGCAGUUUGAAGAAUUAACCCUUGGUGAAUUUCUGAAACUGGACAGAGAAAGAGCCAAGAACAAAAUUGCAAAGGAAACCAACAAUAAGAAGAAAGAAUUUGAAGAAACUGCAAAGAAAGUGCGCCGUGCCAUCGAGCAGCUGGCUGCCAUGGAGUGAGGCCUCUGGCCGGAGCUACCUGGUCCCAGAGUGGCUGCACCACUUCCAGGGUUUGUUCCCUGGUGCCACCAACGUUCCUGUGGGACCCUUGCAAUGCCGUAGGAAAGGAGGUCAACAUUUUCAAAUCAGAUAUUUCGACUAUACUCUUGUCUUGUCUUGAAAGUGGCGCCAGAGGUGCUUCUACUUGUGCAGCUGGUGCUGCUUAUAACAGUGACUGCUUCUCUCUCUCUCUCUCUCUCUCUCUCUCUCUCUCUCUCUUUCUUUCUCUCUCUCUCUCUCUCUCUUUCUUUUUUUAAGAGACAGGGUUUCACCAUGUUGGUCAGGCUGGUCUUGAACUCCUGACUUCAUGUGAUCCACCCACCUCGGCCUCCCAGAGUGCUGGGAUUACAGAUGUGAGCCACCACGCCCAGCCAUUUUUGCUUUCUUGAUUCCUGGACUUACCAGGUGAGAAGUGAGGGAGGAAGAAGGCUGUGUCCUUUUGCUAGAGCUGAUGGCUUUGUUUUCGUGGGCAGAGCCUUGGCAGUGAAUGUAUCUGGACCUCAUGUUGUGGACUGGCUGUCACUCAGUCCUGAGUGUGGACUUGGCAGGUGCCUGUUGAAUCUGAGCUGCAGGUUCCUCAACUGUCACUUCUGUGCUGCCUCAGUGGCCUUUUUUUUUUUUUUUUUUGGUAGAAGCAUGACUUGUGUAUGAUGAGGAGGGCAAUGGAGACAGAGCCCCCAGCUCCUCUAUAGUUUCUCAACGUGGUUUUCUUUUGUUUGAAUUCCUAAUUCACAGAAUAGCACAAACUGCAAUUAAAACUCAGCACAAAGCUAUUCUAAGUGAUUGGGGAAAUCCAUUUCGGGUGGAUGCGGAGACAGAAUAAGGUGACAGGAAGCCUCUAGCAGAAACUCCUUUAGGCAACUGCUGUGUGAUUAGACAGUGAGCCUCGGGGCAUAUGCUGGCUGUUCCUCCCUGAGAAAAAGGCAGUGGCCUGAAUCCUUUUUAAAUGACUUGGCUCGGUGCUGUUGGGGACUGGCUGGGCAGCUGCAGGCUGUGUGUCUGUCAGCCCAACCUUCACAUCUGUCAUGAUCUCCACAUGGGGGAAGGACGUACUCUGCCCAGGUCCCCGCUUUCUUCAGAGGCAGCAGCUCCUGCAGGGCUGAAGCCUGGCAUAAGUUGAUGGAUUUGAUUUCACCUCCUCCCUGUGGUAGAGCUGCAGGGUGGACUGUUACAGCUUCGUUGGAAAUCUCUGGAGGUCAUCUCAGCUGUUUCUGAGAAAUAAAAAGCGUGUCAUUUCAAA